Molecule: messenger RNA, 998 nt
Organism: Cynoglossus semilaevis (tongue sole)
Lineage: Eukaryota; Metazoa; Chordata; Actinopteri; Pleuronectiformes; Cynoglossidae
Product: calmodulin-like
Exons: 1
Coding region: 203-652 (149 amino acids)
Cellular component (GO): myosin II complex
Molecular function (GO): calcium ion binding
Source: RefSeq, a predicted model, not a curated record
GGGGGAACAAUCCAGAUAACUAGUUAUAGUGCCUACAUGAUCAUUUUCUUCUAGUAAAACAAAAUAACAUUGCUUGGUGUUUAUAACACAUACACACCAUUUGUCAAAAAAAACCCAAACAAAACAAACAAUAUAUUGCAUUGCUGGCUCAAUUAAAAGUCACAUCAGAUCAAAUAAAACAUUAAAACCACCUCCACCUGACAUGGCUGACCAAUUAACAGAAGAGCAGAUCGCUGAGUUUAAAGAGGCAUUCUCUCUGUUUGAUAAGGAUGGAGAUGGAACCAUCACCACAAAGGAACUAGGAACAGUGAUGAGAUCAUUAGGUCAAAACCCAACUGAAGCUGAACUCCACGAAAUGAUCAACGAAGUGGAUGCAGAUGGGAACGGUACCAUCGAUUUCCCAGAGUUCCUGUCCCUCAUGGCGAGGAAAAUGAAAAACGUUGACAUCGAGGAGGAGAUCAGGGAGGCGUUUAAAGUCUUCGAUAAAGAUGGCAACGGUUUCAUUAGCGCAGCGGAGCUGCGACAUGUGAUGACCAACCUGGGAGAGAAGUUGACAGACGAGGAAGUGGAUGAGAUGAUCAGAGAAGCUGACAUUGAUGGCGACGGACUGGUCAAUUAUGAAGAAUUUGUUCAGAUGAUGACCACUAAAUAAAGUGGACCAUCGCUUCAAGCAGUUAAAUGUUUCAACUACCUAAUAUUGUACAAAUGUAGGGUGUAACCAUAUUACAACAAAAUGAUUUUGUUGUGAUAAUUAAUCUCAGCAAAUAAAUGUUAUUAUUAUUAUUGUAUAGUGCUGUUAUUAAUUGCAAACCCAAGACCUGUACAUAAUCCCACAUUAGCUCAGCUAGUUUCAAGUUUUUAAACCCAGGUCUGUAGGUUAGUGACAUGUAGAGUGAAUUCUAUUAGUACCAGGCUACUAUUAAUGCUAGGCUAAAACAAGAAGCCGAAAAAGAAGACGGCUGAAAAUAUAUUAUACUUUUUUGAUCAAUUUUUUUUUU